Molecule: messenger RNA, 1945 nt
Organism: Corylus avellana
Lineage: Eukaryota; Viridiplantae; Streptophyta; Magnoliopsida; Fagales; Betulaceae
Source: RefSeq, a predicted model, not a curated record
CUAGAAAGUCGUGUAAAUUGACUCUGAGCCCAGUCUGAGUAAACGAGAAUACAAAAACCCCUUAAAAACCAUUUCCAUAGCCCCGAAGCAUUUGCAGAGAGCUUCCAUUCGCGCUCGCAGAUUCAAUCAACAAAUUCUUCAAAUUUGAUCUCUUUGAUAUUCAUCUCUGGCAGAUCCAUCCCUUCAAUAUCUCAAAAUUCACACAUAUAUGUAAUUUUUCCUUUGUUUUUUGGUGGUCGAAGAAAUCAGAAAUGGCAAACGUAGCGUGCGACUAUCGGUUUCUUCUCCUCGUUGCAGCCGUGGCCUUCAUCUACAUCCAGAUGCGGCUGUUCUCUACGCAAUCAAAGUAUGCGGAUCGUCUUGCUGCUGCGGUUGAAGCAGAGGACCAUUGUACAAGUCAAACGCGAUUGCUAAUUGAUCAAAUUAGCUUGCAACAAGAACGAAUUCUGGCCCUUGAAGAACAAAGGAAACGCCGAGAAGAAGAGUGUGGACAGCUGAGGGAUCUUGUUGAAGAACUUGAAACGAAAGGCCUACAGAGACUGACUGACAAAGUACAGGUACCAGUGGCAGCAGUGGUGAUUAUGGCUUGCAGUCGUGCUGAUUAUCUGGAGAGGACAAUUAAGUCUGUUCUAAAGUAUCAAAGUCCUGUUGCUAUGAAGUAUCCUGUUUUUGUAUCCCAGGAUGGAUCACAUCCAGAUGUUAAAAGCAAGGCUUUGAGUUACGAUCAGCUAACAUAUAUGCAGCACUUGGAUUCUGAACCAGUGCAAACUGAAUCUCCUGGAGAGUUGAUUGCGUACUACAAAAUUGCUAGUCAUUACAAAUGGGCACUGGAUGAAUUGUUCUACAAGCGUAACUUCAGCCGUGUGAUCAUACUUGAAGAUGAUAUGGAAAUUGCCCCAGACUUUUUUGAUUACUUUGAGGCUGCAGCAGCUCUCCUUGACAAGGAUAAGUCCAUUAUGGCUGUUUCCUCAUGGAAUGACAAUGGGCAAAAGCAAUUUGUGCAUGAUCCUUAUGCACUCUAUCGCUCAGAUUUCUUUCCUGGACUUGGGUGGAUGCUGGCUAGAUCUAUAUGGGAUGAGCUGUCUCCAAAAUGGCCGAAGGCUUACUGGGAUGACUGGUUGAGGUUGAAAGAGAAUCACAAAGGUCGACAGUUUAUUCGCCCAGAAGUUUGCAGAACAUAUAAUUUUGGAGAGCAUGGUUCUAGUCUGGGGCAGUUCUUCAAACAAUAUCUUGAGCCAAUUAAGAUGAAUGACGUCCAGGUUGAUUGGAAGUCAAUGGAUUUAAGCUAUCUGAUGGAGGACAAGUUUAUGAAGUUCUUUGCCAACAUUUUGGAAAAAGCUAAAUCUAUCGAAGGAACUGAUGUUGUUUUAAAGGCAUAUAAUAUAGAUGGCGAUGUACGUAUACAAUACACCAACCAAUUUGACUUUGAGCUCAUUGCACGCCAGUUUGGAAUUUUUGAAGAGUGGAAGGAUGGUAUACCGAGGACAGCAUAUAAAGGAGUAGUUGUUUUCCGAUUCCAGACCUCACGGCGUGUAUUCCUCGUUGGUCCAAAUUCCCUCAACCAGCUUGGGAUUGAAGGUGCUUGAUGCAGAGACAGAGUUUACGAGGAGAGUAUAUAUUUAUUGGUAGACACCGUGGUUCUGGCAAAAUAACUAUUUUUGAAGCGGACGGGUCAUUCAUACAAUUUUAGAUCAUCAGUACAAUUUACACUAAGGGAUCUGGCCCCGAGUUCACAGGCUGAGUUUCUCAGCAGCGAUAUCAACCUCUGUAAUCGUCACAUUUUAACUACUAAAUGUAGCAGACACCAGAUUUUGUGCUCUUCAAAGAGGGUAUUCUCAAGAAGUGUAGACAUAUGCAAGAUGGUCUUAAUAUGGGCAAGAAGAUUCCAUGACUUUUUGUAAACUUUUCAAUCUUGAUUAAUCCCUCUAGUUUCUUUGAUUGAUCA